GCGUGAGUCUGGUGACGUCACGACGCUACACGGAAGUGAGUGUGGGACAGUGAAGGCAGCCAGUCAUGGCUCGCGCGUUGCUCCUCGCGGCUCUCGGCGUGCCUCGGUUCGGCGGGAGCGGGCCUCUGCUCUCCGCUCGACGGUUCUGCUCCGAGCCGCUGACGGUGAGACGGCAGGAGGCCGGAAUCAGGAGGAUCAUUUUAAACAACCCAAAGAAGAGGAACGCCCUGUCUCUGUCCAUGCUGGAAUCGCUCCGGGAAAACAUCCUGACGGACGUGGACGGCGAGGAUCUGCGAGUGAUCGUCAUAUCAGCUGAAGGUCCCGUGUUUUCCUCUGGACACGACCUGAAGGAGCUGACGUCGCUUCAGGGCCGGGAAUAUCACGCUAAGGUGUUUCACACCUGUUCAGAGGUGAUGACUUUGAUACAGGACGUCCCUGUUCCGGUGAUUGCCAUGGUGAACGGCGUCGCCACGGCGGCCGGGUGCCAGCUUGUUGCCUCUUGUGACAUCGCCGUGGCAACAGACAAGUCCAGCUUCGCCACUCCUGGUGUCAACGUCGGCCUUUUCUGCUCGACGCCGGCGGUGGCCAUCGGCAGAGCCGUGCCGAGGAAGGUUGCCAUGGAGAUGUUGUUCACAGGAAGUCCUAUUUCAGCCCAGGAAGCUCUGCUGCAUGGUCUUAUUAGCAAGGUGGUGCCAGAGGAGCGCCUGGAGGAGGAGACGCUCGCCAUCGCCCAGCGGGUGUGUCGGGCUAGCCGGCCCGUGGUCGCUCUCGGCAAGGCCACCUUCCAAAGGCAAAUGGCUCAAGGCAGAGACGCAGCGUACGCCACGGCGUCCAAGGUGAUGGUGGACAACCUGGCCCUGAGAGACGGACAAGAAGGGAUCCGAGCCUUCUUAGAAAAACGCCAGCCUGUUUGGAGCCAUAAGACGGAGAAAGCCCCCCCCUAACCCUCUGAAGACAUGAUCCACACCAAUCCUGCCAAAUCAGUGCAUCAGAGAAGCUUUGUGGAUCUCCAAAAAAGUCUAGCAUGAUCUAAACCAAAACAUCCAAGAAGAUGAGGAGUCACUGAUUUCUAAUGAAUGCUGCUUCGGUGGACUUUGACUGAACUGACUGGAGGUUUUGGGAAUCUGUAGCUUUUAGAACAUCUUAUUUGUAGAUAUUCUUUCGAUUUUCUUUAAUGAAGAAAAUACUUUGGAUGUUUUUUUUUCCUUAAUUAAUCAUGUCAUUUGGAAUUUGCAGAACUCUUAAUCACAGUUUAACACACUUUAUAUGCAUUUAAUUGCUGUGAAAUACUGAAUUGGUAUUUAAUUUAACAGUAAAAAAAUCAUUUGUGCAUUAAAUACAAAUUUCUGUUUUUAUUGA
Oryzias latipes (Japanese medaka) is the source of this 1359-nucleotide messenger RNA. RefSeq names its product enoyl CoA hydratase domain containing 3 (gene echdc3). Gene Ontology annotation, molecular function: hydro-lyase activity. Gene Ontology annotation, cellular component: mitochondrion. Lineage: Eukaryota; Metazoa; Chordata; Actinopteri; Beloniformes; Adrianichthyidae. The record is from RefSeq and is a predicted model, not a curated record.